UUCAUGACUAAGAACCCGUCCAAGCGACUUGGCUGUGUUACUUCUCAAGGAUGUGAAAAGGCUAUCCUCGUUCAUCCCUUUUUCCAUGACAAAAUUGACUGGGAUGCGUUAGAACUACGCAAAGUUCGACCACCUUUCAAGCCAAAAAUUAAAAACAAGACCGACGCCAACAACUUUGACCGGGACUUCACAACAGAAGACCCCGUGCUGACCCCAGUAGACCCGGCGCUGAUCAAGACCAUCAACCAAGAAGAGUUCAGAGGCUUCUCAUUUGUGAACCCAGAAUAUGGGAAACUGCAGUUGGAGGCCAGCGGGCAAACACAUUGA
Candidula unifasciata is the source of this 327-nucleotide messenger RNA. NCBI's taxonomy places the organism in Eukaryota, Metazoa, Mollusca, Gastropoda, Stylommatophora, Geomitridae. The record is from the annotation of a GenBank genome assembly.